Molecule: messenger RNA, 1890 nt
Organism: Ficedula albicollis (Collared flycatcher)
Lineage: Eukaryota; Metazoa; Chordata; Aves; Passeriformes; Muscicapidae
Gene: NETO1
Product: neuropilin and tolloid like 1
Exons: 11
Coding region: 103-1704 (533 amino acids)
Molecular function (GO): protein binding
Source: RefSeq, a predicted model, not a curated record
UCCUUCUUCUUUUCCUACUUCCAUCCUCUCCCCGCCACUGGAAGUCCUCCCGUAUCUAAAUGGAAUUAGUGGAGACCGAAGCCCCUUGUGUAAGGAACAGACAUGACCCAUGGGCGCAGCUUCUUUCACAUUGUAGCAAGUCUAAUCAUCCUACAUUGGUCUGGGGCAACCAAAAAAGGAACAGAAAAGCAAACUACUUCCGAAGGACAGAGACCAGUGCAGUGUGGAACUUGGACAAAAUAUGCAGAAGGAGGCAUCUUCACUUCUCCAAAUUACCCCAACAAGUAUCCUCCGGACAGAGAGUGUGUCUACAUCAUAGAAGCUGCUCCUAGACAAUGCAUUGAACUACACUUUGACGAAAAAUAUUCCAUAGAGCCUUCUUGGGAAUGUAAAUUUGACCACAUUGAAGUACGAGAUGGACCUUUUGGCUUUUCCCCCAUGCUUGGACGUUUCUGUGGACAGCAAAAUCCACCUAUGAUAAAAUCCAGUGGCAGAUUCCUGUGGAUUAAAUUUUUUGCUGAUGCUGAACUGGAAUCUAUUGGGUUUUCUGCUCGGUAUAAUUUUACACCUGAUCCAGAUUUUAAGGACCUUGGCGUUUUGAAGCCAUUACCAGUUUGUGAGUUUGAGAUGGGAGGACCUGAAGGAAUUGUGGAAUCUGUACAAAUUGUUAAAGAAGGAAAAGCUUCUGAAACUGAAGCAGUAGACUGUAAAUGGUACAUCCGAGCACCACCCCGAUCCAAGAUCUAUUUGCGAUUCUUGGACUACGAGAUGCAGAAUUCCAACGAAUGCAAAAGGAAUUUUGUAGCAGUCUAUGACGGAAGCAGCUCUGUGGAGGAUCUGAAGGCAAAGUUUUGCAGCACAGUUGCUAAUGAUGUAAUGCUGAGGACAGGUCUGGGUGUGAUCCGCAUGUGGGCAGAUGAAGGCAGUCGAAACAGCCGAUUCCAGAUGCUCUUCACAUCUUUCCAAGAACCCCCUUGUGAAGCCAACACAUUCUUUUGCCACAGUAAUAUGUGUAUAAAUAAUACACUGGUCUGCAAUGGACUCCAGAACUGUGUGUAUCCCUGGGAUGAAAACCACUGCAAAGAAAAAAGAAAAGCAAACCUACUGGACCAACUUACCAAUACCAGUGGGACUAUAAUUGGGGUGACUUCUUGCAUUGUGAUCAUCCUCAUUGUUAUCUCUGUUAUAGUACAGAUCAAGCAGCCUCGUAAAAAAUUUGUCCAAAGGAAAACAGACUUUGAUCAAACAGUGUUCCAGGAGGUGUUUGAGCCUCCUCACUAUGAGUUAUGCACCCUUAGAGGGACAGGGACUACAGCUGACCUUGCUGACGUUGCAGAUGACUUUGAAAAUUAUCAUAAACUGCGGAGAUCCUCUUCAAAAUGCAUUCAUGACCAUCACUGUGGAUCACAAGUGUCUAGUAUUAAGGGCAGCCGUAGUAACCUCAGCACAAGAGAUGCUUCUGUCUUGACAGAAAUACAACCCCAGCCUGUAAAACCACUUGUUCAGCCCAUGAACAGGAGAAAUAUCCUUGUCAUGAAGCAUAGCUACUCACAAGAUGCUGCAGAUGCGUGUGAGAUAGACGAAAUUGAAGAGGUGCCAACCACAAGUCACAGGCUGUCCAGACAUGAUAAAGCUGUUCAGCGGUUCUGCCUCAUUGGGUCUCUAAGCAAACAUGAGUCUGAGUACAACACAACUAGGGUCUAAGAGAAAAACCUGAGACUGCUUGAGAAUAGUGCGCUCCUGGGUGAUUUUGAACAUGCUACAGUGAAAUGUGAAACUAUCGUCCUUGGAAACACCAGCUAGAGGUUUUAUGGACUCUGACCAGCUAUUCUCUUAUCAUGAAAAAAUUCAGCAGUGUUGAGUAAAAUUACUAGAAGGCAAUAAGACUUU